Molecule: messenger RNA, 312 nt
Organism: Symbiodinium necroappetens
Lineage: Eukaryota; Dinophyceae; Suessiales; Symbiodiniaceae
Source: the annotation of a GenBank genome assembly
AUGCACACGACGACGUUUGCCGGAGCAGUGUUAGAUGACAGCCCUCGUGGCUUUAGUUGUCCCGGUCUCAACGAGCUGGAAUGUUGGGGCGUCACCGGCGAGCAAGUUUUGACGUCGAUCUCGCGAUCCGUCGCGAAGAACAUCACGCCAGAGCGAGAACUCGACCGUGAUUGCAGCAUUUUGGUUGGCAUUGCUAUUGUCUUCCGCUUGGCUUACUUCUGCGUGGCGGCUCUCAGAUGCCGAACAGGAAAGGCAGUGAAGAAGCCGAAGAACGGCAGCACCUCCACGUCGAAGUUAGCAGCAAAACGGUAG